ACCCCACACACACUCUCUCUCUCUCUCUCUUUCCCCAUUAUUCCCCAAUCUCUUCGGAUUCGAUCCCCGUCGACAUUGUCGCCGAUCGGAGACGCAGCGCCACGGAGAUCGCCGGAGGCGGAGGAGUCGAUCGGUACCGGUAUCUCCACACCCUUCUCCCUUCUAAUGGGCUCAAACUCCGUGAAUGGUUUUCUGGAGAGCCCUGCUGGAGUUCAUUUCUCAGGACUUCAUCUGGAUGAGUCGCAGCUAAAAAGUUCUCAACAGGAGAAAAAACCAACAACCUCACCAAAGGAGUAUGGACACAGAGAACCCUUUGUUAUUGUGGACUAGAAUUAUUCCCCCACCUCUCCCACCCCCCAUUUUUAGGUGUUGGUGGUGGUGCAGCUUCAGGAAAGAGCACCGUAUGUGAGAUGAUUAUUGAGCAGCUACAUGAUCAACGUGUUGUCCUUGUAAAUCAGGAAUCUUUUUACCAUAGUUUAUCAGAAGAGGAAUCAAGUCGAGUUCAUGAAUACAAUUUUGACCAUCCUGACGCUUUUGAUACUGAAAAGUUACUUUCUUGUAUGGAGAAUUUGAAGCACGGAAGGCCUGCUGAUAUCCCUAAUUAUGAUCUCAAAACUCAUAGGAAUGUAUCGCCGGCCCGAAAGGUUAACCCUUCAGAUGUAAUUAUUUUGGAAGGGAUUUUAGUAUUUCAUGAUUCACAUGUUCGGGAGCUAAUGAACAUGAAGAUCUUUGUUGACACAGAUGCUGAUAUACGUCUAGCAAGGAGGAUUUGCCGUGAUACUGUUGAAAAGGGCAGAGAUGUCAGAACAGUACUCGAUCAGUACUCAAAAUUUGUGAAACCUGCUUUUGACGACUUCAUACUCCCGACGAAGAAGUAUGCUGAUAUUAUCAUUCCCCGAGGUGGAGACAAUCACGUGGCAAUUGACUUGAUCGUGCAACAUAUUCGCACUAAGCUUGGUCAGCAUGAUCUUUGUAAAAUAUAUCCAAAUCUCUAUGUCAUUCAAUCAACCUUUCAGAUACGUGGCAUGCAUACGCUAAUACGUGAUGCCGAAACUACAAAGCAUGAUUUCAUCUUUUAUGCUGAUAGACUAAUUCGUUUGGUUGUUGAGCAUGGUCUUGGUCAUCUUCCAUUCAAAGAAAAGCAGGUGAUAACUCCUACUGGAGCUGUAUAUACUGGGGUGGAAUUCUGUAGGAGGUUAUGCGGUAUCUCGGUGAUCAGAAGUGGUGAGAGUAUGGAGAAUGCACUGCGGGCUUGUUGUAAAGGUAUUAAGAUUGGCAAGAUUCUUAUUCAUAGGGAAGGAGAUAAUGGUCAGCAGCUAAUUUACCAAAAUCUCCCAAAAGACAUCUCAGAUAGACAUGUUCUGCUGCUGGAUCCUAUACUUGGUACAGGCAAUUCGGCUGUUCAAGCUAUAUCAUUGCUUUUACAGAAGGGUGUACAAGAAGGCAACAUUAUAUUUCUUAAUCUCAUAUCUGCUCCUCAAGGGGUGCAUGCAGUUUGUAAAAGAUUCCCAAGAAUCAAGAUUGUGACAUCGGAGAUUGAGGUUGGCCUAAAUGAUGAUUACCGCGUCAUUCCCGGCAUGGGCGAGUUUGGAGACAGAUACUUUGGAACAGAUAAUGAUUAGAAGAUGGCGAUCAACAUUAAAAAGAACCCCCCCAAAAAAAAGAGAGUGAGAAAAAGCGACAUACCAAAUCCGGUGCAUUUUUCCUAUUUUCUUAAUUGGGAAUUACGAAAGAGAGAGGGUACCAUAUUCUUCUGCGGCAAUUCUUCAUCAUUUUUUGAGUUUUUUUUUCCUCUCCUUUUAAUUUUGUCUACGCCCAUGCAGUUUUAUCAUUCAUUGUUGUUAUAGAUUGUCACAAACGAAAAAGAAUAUAUAUAUAUAUAUAUCUGUGAGUCAUAAGUAGUGUAUCUGGGUUUGGAAUUCAACUCCAGUUACAUUAUUCUUAUCUAAUUAAAGAGGACAAUAAUAUUUGGGCUCAGAUGGAGUGUUUUCAUUACUUGUCGAA
This is a messenger RNA of Ananas comosus (pineapple), 2004 nucleotides long. Its product is annotated as uridine kinase-like protein 4. NCBI's taxonomy places the organism in Eukaryota, Viridiplantae, Streptophyta, Magnoliopsida, Poales, Bromeliaceae. The transcript is spliced from 16 exons. The coding region runs from base 411 to 1622 and encodes 403 amino acids. Gene Ontology annotation, molecular function: ATP binding; kinase activity. The record is from RefSeq and is a predicted model, not a curated record. Gene Ontology annotation, cellular component: cytoplasm.